Molecule: messenger RNA, 1011 nt
Organism: Talaromyces rugulosus
Lineage: Eukaryota; Fungi; Ascomycota; Eurotiomycetes; Eurotiales; Trichocomaceae
Exons: 4
Coding region: 1-1011 (336 amino acids)
Biological process (GO): CAAX-box protein processing
Cellular component (GO): endoplasmic reticulum membrane
Molecular function (GO): metalloendopeptidase activity
Source: RefSeq, a predicted model, not a curated record
AUGGCCCCGACUUGGAUCUUUGAUCGCGUCAAAAAGCUAUACACGAAACAGACUGAUGACUUUCCACCUGUGAUAUCGGUCAAUUCGGCCGCCUUGCUUUCUAUGCUGGUUACCUUGGCAUAUGUACUGCCAUUCUACAUCUCAAAGACGACACGGCCGUCUGCCUCUCUUAGCCGAGAUGCACCGUCAGUCAUUCGAAGUCGGGUUCGAGCCGUCACCCUGGCCUGCGUGGCCAGCACUUUAUUUGUGAUUGCCCUCGCGUCCCUGCAGGACAAUGUCUCGUUGCUAGAAACGCUCAAACUGCUUGGCUGGUGGCCCAUUGGCUUUUUGGAGAUUGCUCAGAGCCUCCUUUUGACGGCAGUUCUUUUCAGCGGUCCUCUUUUCGAAAGAGGUAUUGCAGAAGGGGACUGGAAGUCGUGGAUCCGGGGGGAGGGCCUUUCCGAGACCCUACGCAGCUGGAUCGGCUUUCGUAACUUUGUCGCCGGACCAAUCACGGAGGAAAUCACCUUCCGCUCCAUCAUCAUCUCUCUGCACCUACUAGCAAAAAUGUCCCCCGGACGCAUCGUCUUCAUCUCGCCUCUGCACUUUGGAAUCGCUCAUGUCCAUCACUUUUACGAGUUCCGUCUCACCCACCCCGACACCGCAGUGACCGUCGCCAUCUUCCGCUCACUCUUCCAAUUCGCCUAUACCACCGUUUUCGGCUGGUUUGUCGCAUUUGUCUAUCUUCGCACUGGGUCUCUGCCGGCUGUGAUUCUCAUCCAUAGUUUCUGUAACUGGUGUGGAUUGCCUCGUCUUUGGGGCCGUGUUGAAGCUGGUAUUCCUAUUGGACCGCCACUCGUUCGGGCAAAGGACGAUACUGAAGUCAGUCAGUUCCAGGUGGCAGAUGGUAGGUUAGAUAUCAGCUGGACGGUGGCAUACUAUGUGCUUCUCGUUGCUGGCGCAGUCGGCUUUUAUUAUCUGCUGUGGCCCCUGACCGAGUCGUCGUUGGCGCUGGCCUCUUUUCACUUCUGA